Jatropha curcas is the source of this 1816-nucleotide messenger RNA. Its product is annotated as putative pectinesterase/pectinesterase inhibitor 21. The record is from RefSeq and is a predicted model, not a curated record. NCBI's taxonomy places the organism in Eukaryota, Viridiplantae, Streptophyta, Magnoliopsida, Malpighiales, Euphorbiaceae. Gene Ontology annotation, molecular function: enzyme inhibitor activity; pectinesterase activity. Gene Ontology annotation, biological process: cell wall modification.
UAGCACCUUAUCCAACAAAAAACAUGAAUCCGUUGAGGGCUGUUGUGGGAGUAAUCUCCAUUCUCCUGGUUGUAGGCGUAUGCAUUGGACUUUUAGCAGGCGUAAACAAUGGCGGUUUUGAUGAAGAAGCUGAUGAAGACGACGAGAAAGCACUUUCUACAACUUCCAAGACAGUCGCUGCAAUCUGUAAGCAAACAGAUUACAAGCAUCGUUGUGUUGUCAGCAUUUGCUCCACCGCUCGCAACAAAAGCGCCACCCCUUUAGAUUUCGUCAAAGCCGCCAUAAACAACACCAUCCACCAUGUCACAUUGGCCAAGAAUAAUACAGCAAAUAUAAUAGGAAAAGACGUCAAAAAUUCCACCCAAAAGAUGGCUUUGGACGACUGCGACGAUUUGUUGCAAUAUGCCAUUGACGAGCUUCAAGCCUCCUUGUCGGCCGUAGAUAACAGCAGCGUAGACACUAUUCAAGACGGCCAGGCUGAGCUUAAAAACUGGUUAAGUGCUGUCAUGUCAUACCACCACACGUGCCUUGAAGGCUUUGCCAACACUCCCCUUUUCAAGCCAAUGGUACAGACCCUUAUCAAUUCCACUCACCUAACCAGCAAUGCCUUAGCCAUUGUUUCUGGUAUUUCAGAUAUCCUAAGCGCUUUCGGCGUCCCGCAGAACGUUAAUGCAAAUCAAACUUCUCGACGACUCAUGAAUAGCGGCUAUGCCUCUCCAACAUGGAUGUCAAUUGGAGACAGGAAACUGUUGGCUAGUCGAAACAACGCCAACGUCGAGCCGAAUGCCAUUGUUGCACAGGAUGGCAGCGGCCGGUAUAAAACUAUCAGAGCUGCCCUUGCCGCCUACCCAAAGAACCUUACAGAAAGAUAUGUCAUUUACGUAAAAGCUGGGGUUUAUAAUGAAAAUGUAACAAUUGCCAAGGAUAAAGUAAACGUCUUUAUGUACGGAGAUGGGCCGCGGAGGACGAUAGUUACAGGGAAUAAGAGCUACAAAAAUGGAAUACCCACCAUAAGAACUGCCUCCUUCUCGGCCAUAGGAGACGGGUUUAUGGCCAAGUCAAUGGGAUUUCAAAACACAGCCGGUGCAAUAGGGCACCAGGCGGUGGCUCUUCGUGUCCAGUCGGAUAGAGCAGCCUUGUAUAACUGCAGAAUGGAUGGGUAUCGAAACACAUUGUAUCAACAAACCCAUCGCCAGUUCUACCGCAACUGUAUGAUUUCAGGAACUAUUGAUAUCAUCUUUGGUGACGCAGCUGCCGUCGUCCAAAACUCUUUGAUCGUUGUUAGGAAACCCGACCCCGGUCAGAAAAACACAAUCACGGCUCAUGAACGAGCUGACAAACAUGAAUCCACAGGUCUGGUUAUCCAGAACUGUCGAAUCGUUCCGGACCAGAAGUUGUUUCCAGUGUCAUCACAGUUCCCAUCAUAUUUGGGGAGACCUCGGAAGCCGUACUCUAGAACUGUAAUAAUGGAAUCCCAAAUUGGGGGAUUUAUCGAACCAGCAGGGUGGCUAGAAUGGAUUUGUAAAUUAUACCUGAAUACUUUGUAUUUUGCUGAGUACAGCAACAGAGGCGAAGGUGCCAACACUAGUGCCAGAGUAGAAUGGGAAGGUUACCAUGUUUUAACAGAGAUAAAACAGGCUCGUCGGUUCAGAGCUGCUCGAUUUAUCCAAGCAAACCAGUGGCUUCGUACUACUGGUUUCCCUUGCUUGCUUGGUUUAAAAAACGAUUGAAAUCUGGUUGUAAGCUUUGCUUCCAUGUUUGUUCCCCACUGUCUGAAACAAGUUGAGGUAGACAAAAAGCAUAAUUUUCCCGUCCA